Molecule: messenger RNA, 3329 nt
Organism: Amblyraja radiata (thorny skate)
Lineage: Eukaryota; Metazoa; Chordata; Chondrichthyes; Rajiformes; Rajidae
Gene: tada3l
Product: transcriptional adaptor 3 (NGG1 homolog, yeast)-like
Exons: 9
Coding region: 260-1552 (430 amino acids)
Biological process (GO): regulation of transcription by RNA polymerase II
Cellular component (GO): SAGA complex
Molecular function (GO): transcription coactivator activity
Source: RefSeq, a predicted model, not a curated record
GGGCUGAGGUGAGGGCCGAAUGCACAUGUGGUGCGCGGCUUUAUGCCAUGCAGGCAUCCCCCACCCCCCUCCUCCCCACAUGCAGCCCGGGACGGAGCUGGGUCUCCCGUGAAUGUAACAACCUCGCCUUUGCAACAAUGUGAAACAGCGCGGCGCCCAGUAACAAGCUGGCCGCUACCCUCACCAUCCCAUUGUUGUUGGUUCUCUCUCUGCUGUACCUCAACACCAUAGUUUUUAGAGAGAAGUCCACUGGUUCAAAAUGAGCGAACUAAAGGAUUGCCCACUGCAGUUCCAUGACUUCAAGCCAGUCGACCAUGCAAAGAUGUGUCCCCGGUAUGCUGCUGUACUAUCUCGUUCAGAAGAUGAUGGGAUUGGAAUUGAGGAACUGGACACGUUACAGUUGGAACUGGAAACACUGCUUUCCUCAGCGAGUCGACGACUACGCAUCCUAGAGGCAGAGACGCAGAUCCUCACAGACUGGCAGGAUAAAAAAGGUGAUAAGAGGCUGUUGAAAUUUGUGAAAGAACACGAGCAUGGAACGCCACAGAAACAUGGGAAACCGAAGAAGCAGAAAAUUGAUGGAAAAGGAAGUCAUGGAAGUGGACCUGGUCCUGGGCGCCCUAAAUCCAAAAAUGUACAGCCCAAAAUACAGGAGUAUGAAUUUACAGAUGAUCCCUUGGAUGUUCCCAGAAUUCCAAAGAACGACGCCCCUAACAGAUUCUGGGCAUCAGUGGAACCGUACUGUGCUGAUAUAACUAAUGAGGAGAUCCGUAUCCUUGAGGACCUUCUGAAACCCCCUGAGGAUGAAGCAGAGUAUUACAAGAUCCCUCCUCUGGGCAAACAUUACUCGCAACGUUGGGCGCAAGAGGACCUUCUGGAGGAGCAGAAGGAAGGUGCACGUGCUGCGGCCGCAGCAGAGAAGAAGAAAGGAGUGCUUGGAGCUUUGACUGAGCUCGACUCGAAAGAUGUGGACGCAAUCCUGAAGAAGGAACAACAUGAUCAGCCUGAAGACGGCUCUCCUUUUGGACCCCUUACACAACGAUUGCUCCAGGCUUUGGUGGAGGAGAACAUUAUUUCACCCAUGGAAGAUUCCCCAAUACCAGAGAUAACGGGGAAAGACGCGGGAACUGAUGGAGCAAGCACCUCUCCUCGAAGUCAGAAUAAAACAUUUAGUGUUCCUCACACAAAGUCUCUGGAAGCUCGAAUCAAGGAAGAACUCAUUGCACAGGGUCUGCUGGAUUCUGAGGAUCGUCCUACUGAAGACUCCGAGGAUGAAGUCCUAGCAGAGCUCCGUAAACGUCAGGCAGAACUGAAAGCCCUCAGUAGCCACAAUCGUGCAAAGAAACAGGAACUUCUCAGGCUUGCCAAAGAGGAGUUAAAAAAGCAGGAGUUACGGCAGCGGGUGAGGAUAGCAGACAAUGAAGUCAUGGACGCCUUCCGGAAGAUCAUGGCAGCGCGGCAAAAGAAACGCACACCUACAAAAAAAGAGAAGGAUCAGGCGUGGAAAGCCCUAAAGGAAAGGGAGAGCAUCCUAAAGUUGUUGGACAGUUAAAAAAAAAAGUGCCAACACACGAGUUACUCUGUUACUUCAGAAAUAUUGGCAAAGCGAUUGUCACUACCGAGCUGUUUGGACUUGAACUGACGGGAAAAAAAGUGAAAUUGAAACCUACCUGUUGUGAACGGGUAACAUUCCACUGCAGCAGGCUGUCUCUGUUGCAACUUGCUUGUCCUGUAUGUCGACGAUGGAUGUCUGUCAUUUAAAACAAUCUGGUUGUUGUGCUUUGCUAGUCUGUACUGUAUGUAAGAGUAAUGUUUCUGCCAUGUGAUCAGAAAAGAGUGUAACAUUCACAUGAGAGUGUGCCAUUGCCAGUACUUCAAAAUGUGACAUUACCAACUGACACUUUAAUAGUUUUGAGGAAGAAUGUCUCUCGCUUACUUCCUCACUCCAAUAAAAUUUUACAGUAAUAAUGUGUCGGGUUAUCUCUAUUACCCAAACCUGUCAUUAUUCCUUUAACUACUUUUUUUUCUGUUUUCACUCCCCUCUCUGUCAAGCCAAUGCACAGUGGAUCUCUUGUAACUAAUUUAAAUCUUCCUGCUUUUCAAAAUACUGCAAAAUUCUAAUGUCAAAAUAUUGGAGGAGAGGGGGAAGGGAGGAGAGGAGAGAGAGAGAGAGAGAGAGAGAAAAAUAUCUUUUCACGGAAAUGGAGGUAGCAUAAUCUUUAUGGAACCAGAACCCUUGACCAGUUCCAGGGUACCACUGCUACAAAUGUCCUUGGUGCUCUGCUGUGGAGCCUUUGGGUAAAUACAAAGCUUGUAGUUUCCUUCUGGAAACAAGGAACUGAAGGUACUGGUUGAUACAAAAGCACACAAAACACUGGAGUAACUCGGCUGGUCAGGCAGCAUCUCUGGAGAAUAUGGAUAGGUGACGUUUCUUUGAAGAAGGGUCCCAACCUGAAACGUUGCCUCUCCGUGUCUUGAGAGAUGCUGCCUGACCUGCUGAGUUACUCCAGCACUUUGUGUCCUUUUGUAGUUUCCUUGGCAAUUUAGAAUAAUCCCUGAUUCAUUCUCUGAAGUUAGCAGCUAGCAAUGAUAAAUUGAUCAAGAAGUUCAAUGCACCUUUGGUUAGUGAUAAUCAGUGUUCCUACAUCUAUUCCAUGAAUCUCAUCUAACACUGAACAUUUUCUAAGAUGGUUGCUAUUUCUUUUAAAUUUAGCUUUUGCAUUGUUUGGAUGGGAAGCAAUCUGCAGGCAUUUCUUUGGAACAAAGUGGUGCAAUUUAAUGCUAUAUUUUAUAGUUGAUCAAAGACAUGUAGCAGACAAUCCAGCUCAUUUUACAGCUGGAUCAUUUGCUAGGAAAUGGGCCAGGUUUGUUAGUCUUCCACACUCCUGUGGAUAUCUAGAAUAAGAUGAGAUUGCUGAUGCUUGAAUCUGUAUUGAGGAAGAACAAAUGUGGGAGGAUUGAGGGUGUGCUGUGGAAAUGUUUUGCAAAAUACUAUUCUAUCACUACUAUUGUAUUAAAGAAAUGUUUUUAAAAUCAUAUUGCUAAACAUGCCAAUCAUUUUAAGGAGUCUUGUUGUGAUUGUACAUAAUUUCGUCAUCUCUUCUGUGAUAUCAGCACUGUGAUCGCCUGUCUAUCAGUAAGUUAGACAAGGGGUGGCACAGAGGUACAGCUGCUAGUGCUGCUGCCUCACUGCGCCAGAGAUGUGGGUUUCAUCCUGACCAAAUCAUGACCUUGCAUGUUCACUCUGUGACCAUGUGGGAUUCCUCUAGGUGCUCUGCAUUCCGCCCACAUCCAAAGAUGUGCAUGUUUGUGGGUGAAUUGGCUUCUUU